Messenger RNA from Lycium ferocissimum, 2512 nucleotides. RefSeq names its product mitogen-activated protein kinase kinase kinase NPK1-like. The transcript has 17 exons. The record is from RefSeq and is a predicted model, not a curated record. Lineage: Eukaryota; Viridiplantae; Streptophyta; Magnoliopsida; Solanales; Solanaceae. Gene Ontology annotation, biological process: protein phosphorylation. Bases 70 to 2061 code for a protein of 663 amino acids. Gene Ontology annotation, molecular function: protein kinase activity; ATP binding.
AGAGAUGAAUUCCGUCACUCAUCGUUUUCUCUUCCUUUAAUAAACCCUAGAACUUCCAAUUCCUUCACGAUGCAAGAUAUAUUCGGAUCAGUUCGUCGAUCACUGGUGUUCCGAACACCGAAUACCGACGUUGCAGAUGACGGUAAUCAUCUAGUUGAGAAGAUCAAUUCCUGUCUUCGAAACUCCAGAGUUUUCUCCAAGCUCUCGCCACCACCGCGUGCGUUGCCGUCAACCGCCGUUAAAGAUGGCGGUGACGCUGCUGUGCGUCCUAUACGUUGGAGAAAAGGAGAAAUGAUAGGAUGUGGUGCUUUUGGACAGGUUUAUAUGGGAAUGAAUCUCGAUUCUGGUGAACUUCUCGCCGUCAAACAGGUUAUGAUAGCUGCAAACAGUGCUUCAAAGGAGAAAGCUCAGGCCCAUGUUAAGGAGCUUGAGGAGGAAGUCAAGCUUCUCAAGAAUCUCUCCCAUCCGCAUAUUGUUAGAUAUCUUGGAAUUGUGAGAGAAGAAGACACAUUAAAUAUUUUGCUGGAAUUUGUACCUGGUGGAUCUAUAUCAUCCCUUUUAGGCAAAUUUGGAUCUUUCCCCGAGCCCGUUAUAAGAACGUACACUAAGCAACUGCUCCUAGGACUGGAUUAUCUUCACAAGAAUGGAAUCAUGCAUAGAGAUAUUAAGGGGGCUAAUAUCCUUGUUGAUAACAAAGGUUGCAUAAAAGUGGCUGACUUUGGGGCAUCAAAGAAGGUUGUUGAACUGGCUACUGUAUCAGGUGCCAAGUCCAUGAAGGGCACACCAUACUGGAUGGCUCCUGAGGUCAUUCGUCAAACCGGUCAUAACUUCUCUGCUGAUAUAUGGAGCGUAGGAUGUACUGUAAUAGAGAUGACCACGGGCAAGCCUCCCUGGAGCCAACAGUAUCAAGAGGUCGCUGCACUCUUCUAUAUUGGGACAACAAAAGCUCAUCCCCCGAUCCCUGAACACGUGUCUGCUGAAGCAAAAGACUUUCUGCUGAAAUGUUUACAGAAGGAACCAGAGUUAAGGCCAUCAGCUAGUGAGUUGUUACAGCAUCCAUUUGUCACCGGUGAAGCACAACUAUCUCUUCCUGAUGGUUCUAGUUCUAUGAUGGGCAAAUCUCAAGGUCAUUCUUAUUCGAGUGGGCAUAAUGUGAAAAGCGUUGCCGGUUCAGUAGACAUCUGCAACUUGGGCACCUUGAAUAUCUCAACAGAAAAUACUGAUAACUUGUCGGAGGCUAGAAAUAUGUGGAGAGGAAACAGUAGUGAUGAUGACAUGUGUCAGAUUGAUGAUACUGAUAAUUUUCUCUUGGGUGGAGGAACUGUUAAGACGGGGGAUGACUUCAAUAAGAGUUUCAAUCCCAUUGCUGAGCCCUCGGAUGAUUGGAGCUGUGAUUAUGACAUGACUCCUCAAUCGCGACAAGGGAAUACGGAUUUAGUUAACAAUCAAGAAGGUGGCUUAGGUGCUGGAAUUUCACUCACACCUAACAACAAUUCUGCAGUUUUUUGUGGUCCUUCCAUAUCAGAAGAUGAGGAUGAGCUUACCGAGUCUAAAAUCAGAGCCUUCCUGGACGAAAAGGCUCUUGAACUAAAGAAACUGCAGACACCUCUGUAUGAAGAGUUCUACAACAGUUUGAAUCCUUCAUACUCUCUACAGUUAGCUGAGGCUACAAGUGAUGAAACUACACCAAAUUACUUGAAGUUACCCCCGAAAAGUAGGUCACCAAGUCGGGGUCCUAUUGGAAGCCCGUCUACAGGAAUUGAUAUGAUCAGUAGUCCAAGCCCUGGAAGUAGCAACAAGCGAACAUCAUGUAUUGGCAGCGGAAGCAACCAAGACUAUGAUGACAGUUCACCGCAGUCUAAUGAGCGGAGGCAAUCAAAUAGUCCAAUUGCAAGUUUUAGCGAGAUUCAAAGGAAGUGGAAGGAAGAGCUUGACCAAGAGCUUGAAAGAAAGCGAGAGAUGAUGCGUCAAGCUGGUGUGGGAGGAAAAACAUCUUCUCCCAAGGAUCGAGCUUUGAAUCGACAGAGAGAGCGUUCAAGGUUUGCAUCUCCAGGAAAGUGACUGUAUAUUUCUAUAUCAGCAUGCAUAGCUCAAGGAAGAGGUUAUUUUUUCCACCCUUCUAUGAAGCAUCAUUACUGUAUAUGUUACCACAUUUGGCGACACAGAUGCGCUAAAAACUAGUCACAGGGUUGGUCCAUGUGCUGUUGUUUUGCUUCCACCUCACAAGCCGACAACAAAAUGAUAUGUUACCACUCGGGAUUGAUCCUCCUUCCAUUAUUUUCCUUAUAUUUUUCUUUUUCUCCCCUUCUCAAGGAAGGGGAUGCUGAGUUUAUUGUGUGUUCUUGAGUUGUAAAAUUCCUUCAUGUAGGACAAUCAGCAUAGGUAUGGCAGAUUGUAGCCACCUGAUAUGUCCUGUUCCACUUUCCUGCAAUGAGUUGUUUCCAGUUUUAUGAUUCAUAUUGAAGCGCAGAUGUAAUUUGCCUGAAAAUUUGUUGCGAGUGCAUUUAUCUGA